Messenger RNA from Gossypium raimondii (Peruvian cotton), 640 nucleotides. RefSeq names its product vascular-related unknown protein 4. Gene Ontology annotation, biological process: xylem development. The transcript is spliced from 3 exons. The record is from RefSeq and is a predicted model, not a curated record. The coding region runs from base 58 to 555 and encodes 165 amino acids. Lineage: Eukaryota; Viridiplantae; Streptophyta; Magnoliopsida; Malvales; Malvaceae.
UCUCUCUCUUUCCUGGAACAAUUUAAUUUCUCCUCCCUCUUCCUUGAUUUCAUUGCCAUGAAUUCCAGGAGCAGAUCAUCAGAUGAAAAUGAAUGUCCUGAAGAGAGCAGCUGGACUUUGUAUUUUCAAGAUUUCUCAAAUAAAAACACCAUUGAUGAUCUUAUGAACCAAAACAGCUCCUCCAUUCUUUCUCACAUCAGUCAUCACACCCCCGAUGCUGCCUGUUCUGCCGCUGGACCACUUCCUUCUUUAGAUCAUACACGUUUGAGUUUCAAGAAGAGAAAGAUCAAAGGACCAUCAUCUGGCUUCAUUGAUCAUGAUUUGGAAGAUACUGCUACUUCUCCUGCAAAUAGCCCCAAGGUUUAUAACCUGGGGAACCAGUUUGAUAAGCAGAAAGAUGAUGCCAUGGGGAUAUCACAGGAGAUGAAAGGGAGUGGUUCGGGGAAGAUAAAUGAUGAAGUGGGGUUUAUUGAAGGAGAAAAUGUUGGCCAUAAACUAAAGAAAAAGGGUCUUUGUUUGGUUCCUUUGUCUAUGGUACUUCAUUAUUUAGGUUGACUCCAAUUUUAUUUAUAUAAAUUGCAGACAAUUAUUGUUGCUGUGGAAAAUAUCAUAUUUACAUCUCUCAUUCCUCUUUGUUUUU